GCAUAUCUAAUGAACUUCCGGGGUAGAGGUCAGAAAAUAUUGAUGGCGGAUGCAUGUGUCUUGGAGCAGUGGUAGUGCAAUAGUGAACUGUAUUAUUAAAACAUAACUCUAGGCCAUCGCACAAAUACCCACAGAAUGAAAGACACACCGCUAUCCAACUGUGAGCGGGAUUUCCUGCUCAAAGCCAUCGAGGAGAAAAAGCGCCUGGAUGGACGGCAGACCUAUGACUACAGAAAGCUAAAGAUCACAUUUGGGACUGACUAUGGAUGUUGCUUUGUGGAUCUAGGGAAAACCAGGGUCAUGGCCCAGGUGUCCUGUGAGCUGGUGGCUCCUAAAGAGAAUCGACCAAACGAAGGAAUCAUGUUUUUUAACAUAGAGCUGUCACCCAUGGCCUCGCCAGCAUUUGAACAGAGCAGACAGUCUGAGUUGUCAGUGAAGCUAAACAGACAGCUGGAGAGAUGCUUGAGGAACUCCAAGUGCAUUGAUACAGAGUCCCUGUGUGUGGCGUCUGGAGAAAAGGUUUGGCAGAUCAGGACAGAUGUCCACGUGCUGAAUCAUGAUGGGAACCUGAUGGAUGCUGCCAGCAUAGCCGCUAUCACCGCUUUGCGCCACUUCAGACGGCCUGAUGUCAGCAUCCAGGGAGAUGAAGUCACAGUGUACAGUCCAGAGGAGAGAGACCCCAUUCCUCUUAGUAUCUACCACAUGCCCAUCACUGUCAGCUUUUCCUUCUUCCAGCAAGGAACCUAUCUGCUGGUGGACCCCAGUGAGCAGGAGGAGCGGGUGAUGGACGGCUUGCUGAUCAUUGCCAUGAACAAACACAGAGAAAUCUGCUCCAUCCAGUCCAGUGGGGGCAUCAUGCUGCUUAAAGAGCAGGUCAUGAGAUGCAGUAAAAUAGCCAGCGUCAAAGUGUCUGAAAUCACAGACCUCAUCGAAAAAGCCCUGGAAAAUGACAAGACAGCCAGGAAGGCGGGCGGUAGGUGUGGUUAUGCAGAGUCUAUAACUCAAGAGCGAAUCACAGCAUUGAAAAUGGAUGAGACUCCAGUGGAGGUGACAGAUGUAAAAGAAACAGCCAGUGACAUCAUCCAGAAAGCUGAGCCCUCUCCUCACAAGGUACCAUCGCUUGUGGUACCUGUCCCAGGUGUAGGUCAGGUCGGGCAGGGGCUGAAGAACACCUGGGGCCUGGAGGAGGAGGAUGAUGACGACGAGGAGGAGGAGGAGGAGGAGGACACCAAUGACAACGGAAGUGCAGAACAGGAGGAAGACCUAACAGUGAUGGAAGAGGAACCCCAUAAAACGGGGGAGAGCAGAGAAGCCAAUGUGGUUGAGUUGUCUGACAGUGAAGAGGAAGAGGUGAUUAUACUCCAUCCUGAAACACCAGACAGAACUCCCAAGAAUACAGGAUCCACUUCGCACCAGAAGGGGGCAGCAAAGUCCAAGAAAAGACAGAAAAAAUGAAAGAAGGGUCCAGUUUAUUUCAUUGCAAUGAAGGAUCUAUUUACCUGCAGCAGUGCCAGAACCUGCAACACCUCCUCAUGAUAAAGGCUGGCUUAAAUGAUUACCUUUCAGUUAUGCUUACUGUUGAUUGUGAAUUUGCAUAAAAAGAAAAAUAAAUACUCUUUUUCUAAA
Molecule: messenger RNA, 1626 nt
Organism: Monopterus albus (swamp eel)
Lineage: Eukaryota; Metazoa; Chordata; Actinopteri; Synbranchiformes; Synbranchidae
Gene: exosc9
Product: exosome component 9
Exons: 12
Coding region: 136-1455 (439 amino acids)
Biological process (GO): U4 snRNA 3'-end processing; nuclear polyadenylation-dependent rRNA catabolic process; nuclear mRNA surveillance
Cellular component (GO): nuclear exosome (RNase complex); cytoplasmic exosome (RNase complex)
Molecular function (GO): mRNA 3'-UTR AU-rich region binding
Source: RefSeq, a predicted model, not a curated record